Molecule: messenger RNA, 2472 nt
Organism: Penicillium robsamsonii
Lineage: Eukaryota; Fungi; Ascomycota; Eurotiomycetes; Eurotiales; Aspergillaceae
Exons: 7
Coding region: 1-2472 (823 amino acids)
Biological process (GO): transmembrane transport; amino acid transport
Cellular component (GO): membrane
Molecular function (GO): transmembrane transporter activity
Source: RefSeq, a predicted model, not a curated record
AUGGCAGAUGAAGUCACUGCCCACCGGCAUCGUUCUUUGAAGAACAAGGCUUCUGAGCCCGAUUCACCUGCGGAGUUCCCCAGUAUCGAAGAGGGCAAGCAAUAUUCAGCAAACGGGGCACUGGAAGCCCUGGGAUACGAGCCUGAACUCGUUCGAAACCGCUCCACGCUUCAGGUAGCUUUCAUGUCCUUUGUACUGGCAGCAAUCCCAUAUGGACUGGCUACGACUUUCACCUACCCUCUUAUUGGGGGAGGCCCCGUCAACAUAAUUUGGGGAUGGCUUGCUGUCUCUUUGAUUACUCUAUGUGUGGCCGCCUCACUUGGCGAAAUAACCUCGGUCUACCCAACUGCCGGAGGGGUCUACUACCAGACUUUUAUGCUGUCUCCACCGCCAUACCGGAGAAUCGCCUCGUGGAUUUGUGGAUGGUCAUAUGUCGUUGGAAAUAUCACCAUCACGCUUGCAGUUAACCUCGGGAGUACUCUUUUCUUCAUCUCAUGCCUCAAUGUUUUCGAGUCCGCUCCAGGGGUGGAAAUCUUCCAAGCGGAAACAUAUCAAGUUUUUCUUAUAUUUCUCGCAGUCACACUCUUUGCUAACGCAGUAUCGGCCUUUGGGAACAAAUGGUUACCCUAUCUUGACACAUUCGCAAUAUUCUGGACGCUUGCAGGAUUGUUGGCCAUUGUAAUAUGUGUUUUUGCAAUAGAAAAAGAAGGCAGACAUGACGCCGAAUAUGUUUUUACAAGUUUUGAGCCCGAGUCUGGUUGGCCCGCGGGCUGGUCCUUCUGCGUCGGACUUUUGCAGGCAGCUUAUAGCACUUCCUCCACUGGCAUGGUGAUUUGUAUGUGUGAAGAAGUCCAGCAACCAUCAACACAAGUCCCAAAAGCAAUGGUUGGAACGGUCAUUAUAAAUACCCUGGCUGGGUUCCUCUUCCUUAUUCCAUUGGUUUUCGUGCUCCCUGACACAAAGGUUGUAGCCGCUCUCGAAUCCGGCCAACCAGUUCCAAGUUGCACCACUGCUGUCUCCCGAAGCACAUGGGCGUUUGCUCGCGACGGGGGUAUACCAGGCUCCAUAUGGUGGAGACAGGUAAACAGAGAUGGCGUACCUUUCAAUGCUAUGAUGCUUGGCAUGAUUGUUCAAAUAUUGCUCGGAUUUAUCUACUUCGGGUCAAAUACUGCAUUCAAUGCUUUCACUGGCGUUGGAGUUAUUACAUUGACUGUCAGCUAUGCAUGUCCAAUUGUUGUGUCUUUUGCUGGAGGGCGAAGACACAUAAAGAACGGUCAAUUUGACCUCGGGGCUCUCGGACUUGCUUGCAAUAUUGUGGCGCUGGGAUGGAGUAUUCUUGUCAUUCCAUUGUUUUGCAUGCCUUCUUCAAUCCCUGUCACUGCAGAUACAGUCAACUAUGCACCGGUGGUGUUUGUUGCGUUUAUAUUAAUUGCCUCUGGAUGGUACUGGGCUUGGGGCUACGAGAAAUACGUUGGGCCGCCCACAUUGGACGAUGAACUUCGUCGAUCAGACUACGAAACGCAGUGGAUGCAAGCGAUUGGCGACAAACUCGGCGGACGAACUUUCACCUCCAAGAUCCAAGCGACCUUUCUGAUACUAUUCCGGCUUGAUACCUGGUCGAAAUUCGCCGUGAAAAAGGUAGAUCCUGAUGCCAAGUUCAAAUGGUAUCAUACGAAUAUCUUCACACGAUGGCUGCCCUCAACUAAUCAAACCGUGGUCCUCGCUUUCGAUCUGGACCCGCCCGUCAAAGAACGCUUCCUGAGAGCAGUGAUGAAAGCGGAUGAAAGCUGGCUCAACAAUCCAUUCUGGGUCUAUCCAUAUUUAGUCGAGCAGGUUGCGCUGAUUGAGGAGCCCUCUGUAUGGGCUAUCCGGGAUCAUGUCCGACAGACGGAGACGGAAGAAAAGCCAGAAGGAAGACCGCAACCUGACUACAGACGACUCCAUGACAUCGCUCGGCAUGCUAUUCAUGUGAACGAGACACUCGACAUUGCCUUGCAAAAUGUGGAGCACGUCUUGAUGCAACACGAGAGCUAUACAAAGUCGAACUCAGAUAAUGACUCUGCUGCUUCCGAAGACAUUCAAUUUCGUCUGCGAUCCUGGCAGUCUUUCAUUGCCAACUUACGAUCUCGGUCCAUUUCAAAUGAGAAGCGACUGCAAAAUGAAAUCCAAUUGGCCUUUAAUACUGUGGCUCAGCAUGAUGCCAGUGUUACCCUGGAAAUUGGUCGGGCAACUCAAUUGGAUAGUGCCACAAUGAAAACGAUCGCCUUUGUUACACUUACAUUUCUCCCUCCUACUUUCAUCUGCGCUAUCUUCAGCAUGUCAUUUUUUGAUUUCGGUGGAGACUCCGGCUGGACUAUGUCGAACAAGUUCUGGAUUUACUGGGUCUUCGCUAUACCAACCACUGUUUUUACAACGCUAAUAUGGACUUAUUGGCCGAAUAUCCGUCGCAUAUUGUUUCCCAAAAUUGAAUAA